Molecule: messenger RNA, 597 nt
Organism: Vitis riparia (riverbank grape)
Lineage: Eukaryota; Viridiplantae; Streptophyta; Magnoliopsida; Vitales; Vitaceae
Product: endochitinase-like
Exons: 3
Coding region: 1-597 (198 amino acids)
Biological process (GO): defense response to fungus; chitin catabolic process; cell wall macromolecule catabolic process
Molecular function (GO): chitinase activity; chitin binding
Source: RefSeq, a predicted model, not a curated record
AUGAAGCUCUUGGCUGUGGUUCUCCUUGCUUUAGUUUACCUUUCAGGAAUCUCCGCACAACAAUGUGGGAGACAGGCUAGCGGUAAGAGAUGCGCAGGGGGCCUAUGUUGCAGCCAAUAUGGGUACUGCGGCAGUACUAGGCCAUACUGUGGAGUGGGUUGCCAGAGCCAGUGUAGGGGUGGUGCUUCAGCCGUUGAAGCAAAUACAGUCGAUGACAUUAGCACUGUCAUCACCCCUUCCGAUUUCAACCAAAUGCUUUCAAAAUGUGCCAAUCGUGAACUCUUCAAUUACGAUGCUUUCAUCAAUGCCGCUCGGUCUUUCAGCGGCUUUGGCACCACUGGGGACAUGGACACUCGCAAGAAGGAGGUUGCAGCUUUCUUUGCGCAGACCGCAGAUGACAAAAAUGCAUGUGGACCCAUCAAACUCGCUCACAACUACAAUUAUGAGGCAGCGGGUAAGGCCAUCGGAGCAGAUCUUGUAAACAAUCCAGAGCUGGUAACCAAAGACCCAACUGCAUCUUUUCAGACGGCUAUCUGGUACUGGAUGACCCCACAAGGUGACAAGCCAUCAAGCCAUGAUCUUACCACCGGCAACUAA